GCUGCAUCGCAGGGACUCCGGGCUGCAUCGUGCGAGCCCCGCAGGCCUUUACUGGGGGGUUUCCGGGCAAGGAGACGGCUUCGGGCUCUAGAAGAGGCUCCUUCAACUCUCGCCCCAGUAGAUGUCCACCCUUCUUCAGGGCGAGUCCCAGGCACCUAUCACCGGUCCAGGCCCAGACUCCGCACAGGCCCCGGGCAGUAGCUGUGACAGUGGUCCAGGCAGAGAAUGUUUUGGAAAAGCAGACCGGAAGCUCUACAGCGUGGGCGACCCCAUUGCUGGCUUCUCACCUGGGAGCUCCUACCUGUCGUCCCGAGGCAGCAUCGUGAAGUGGUUCUGGGACUCCACAGAGGAGGGCUACAGAGCCUACCACAUGGAUGAGUACGACGAGGACAAGAACCCCGGUGGCAUCAUUAACCUGGGCACCAGUGAGAACAAACUCUGCUUUGACCUGCUGUCCAGGCGGCUGAGGCAGAGUGACAUGCUGCGAGUGGAGCCCUUUCUGCUGCAGUACCCGGACUGGAGGGGCCACCAGUUCCUGCGGGAGGAAGUGGCCAGGUUUCUGACUUUCUACUGUAAGAGCCCAGCACCCCUCAAACCAGAGAACGUGGUGGUGCUGAAUGGCUGUUCCUCCCUCUUCUCUGCCCUGGCCAUGGUGCUGUGUGAGGUGGGGGAGGCCUUUCUGAUCCCCGCUCCUUGCUAUGGAUCCAUCACAGAGCAUGUCUAUCUCUACAGCAACGUCCGCCUGGUCUACGUCUAUCUGGACAGUGAGGUCACAGGGACAGACACACGCCCCUUCCAGCUCACAGUGGACAAGCUGGAGAUAGCCCUGCAAGGAGCUCAUUCUCAGGGUGUGAAAGUCAAAGGCCUCAUCCUGCUCAGCCCGCAGAACCCUCUGGGGGACGUCUACUCCCCAGUAGAGCUGCAGGAGUACCUGGAAUUUGCCAGAAGACAUGCACUGCACGUGAUUGUGGAUGAGAUCUACAUGCUGUCCGUGUUUGACAAGUCAACCACCUACCACAGCGUCCUGAGUCUGGACAGACUGCCUGACCCCCAGAGGACCCACGUCAUGUGGGCGACCAGCAAGGACUUCGGGAUGUCCGGGCUCCGCUUUGGCACGCUGUACACAGAAAACAAGGAUGUGGCCAGUGCCGUGGCUUCCCUCUGUCGCUACCACGGCCUCAGUGGCUUUCUCCAGCACCAGAUGGCCCAGCUGCUCCGGGACCGAGAGUGGAUCAAUGGAGUGUACCUGCCAGAAAACCACGCCCGGCUCAAGGCGGCUCAUGCCUACGUCUCCGAGGAGCUCAGGGCCUUGGGGGUCCCCUUUCUGCAGUGUGGGGCAGGCUUCUGCAUCUGGGCUGACCUCAGGAAGUACCUGCCCAAGGGCACGUUUGAGGAAGAAAUGCUGCUCUGGCGCCGCUUUUUGGGCAACAAAGUGCUGCUGUCCUUUGGCAAGGCCUUCAAAUGCAAAGAACCCGGCUGGUUCCGCUUCAUCUUCUCAGACAAGGCCCAUCGGCUUUGCCUGGGUAUGCAGAGAGUCCGGCAGGUGCUGGAGGGCAAGUCCCAGGUGGCAGCCAACCCGCUCUUCUCCCGGCCCCUGGAGCCCAGCAGCCAGCUCCAGGGGGAUGACCAUUGACCUGGGGACAGAGGGCCAGCCAGCCAUGAAGGGCCAGGGCGUUCACUCUGAGGCUUCAGGAGUGGAUGAGCCUCUUGCCCAGAGGACACCUGGCGAGAGCUGACCCCUGAACAAGAGCUGUCCCUUGCCCCUCUCUGGGGCUGUGCUAGAUUCCUUGAGCUCCGUUCCAACCGGGCCACCUCCCUCCACACACACCCCCUCCCCCCC
Echinops telfairi (small Madagascar hedgehog) is the source of this 1840-nucleotide messenger RNA. It is a transcript of the gene ACCS, whose product is annotated as 1-aminocyclopropane-1-carboxylate synthase homolog (inactive). Bases 122 to 1633 code for a protein of 503 amino acids. NCBI's taxonomy places the organism in Eukaryota, Metazoa, Chordata, Mammalia, Afrosoricida, Tenrecidae. Gene Ontology annotation, biological process: biosynthetic process; amino acid metabolic process. The record is from RefSeq and is a predicted model, not a curated record. The transcript has 15 exons. Gene Ontology annotation, molecular function: transaminase activity; pyridoxal phosphate binding.